Erythranthe guttata (spotted monkey flower) is the source of this 766-nucleotide messenger RNA. RefSeq names its product cytochrome c. Gene Ontology annotation, molecular function: electron transfer activity; heme binding. The record is from RefSeq and is a predicted model, not a curated record. NCBI's taxonomy places the organism in Eukaryota, Viridiplantae, Streptophyta, Magnoliopsida, Lamiales, Phrymaceae.
ACCACAAUACAGAAAAAAAGGGGGCUCUUGGAGGAAAAAGAAAUACAGUGAAAGGGGAUCUGAAAACCCUAACGAAAAACCAGAGAAAUCGAAAAUGGCGUCGUUUGAUGAGGCACCGCCCGGCGACGGCAAGGCCGGAGAGAAGAUCUUCAAGACCAAGUGCGCUCAGUGUCACACCGUUGAUAAAGGCGCCGGCCACAAACAAGGUCCCAACUUGAACGGGCUUUUUGGAAGGCAGUCCGGCACCACCCCUGGUUAUUCUUACUCGACUGCCAACAAAAGCAUGGCUGUAAACUGGGGAGAGAAUACACUUUAUGAUUACUUGCUUAAUCCCAAGAAGUACAUUCCUGGAACUAAGAUGGUGUUCCCCGGGCUGAAGAAACCGAAGGAGCGUGCAGAUCUGAUUGCAUACCUCAAGGAGGCAACUGCUUGAAGUAGUUGUUUUGCACGUAUUUUGUUUUGUGGCAGUUGGAAAAUAUGGUGGGUUAUUGGUUGAGUAGAAGAUUCUUUCUUUAGUAAAAGAGAGCAAAAUAUAUACCUCGUCGAAUAAGAUAAAAAUUGUUUUCCGUUGCUGUGGUGUUUAUGUUUCGACCUAUGCCAACAGUUUUUGAGUUUUUGUUACCCUCCGAUUAUUGUUUCAACAAUGUUAGAGAUUACGUUCCGUUUAAAGACAUGAAUAAACUGCAUAUAUCAUUUAUUGGUGUUUGCCCAGAUAUUAACAUUCUGGUCUUUUGGACAACCUAUGAGCUUUUACUUAAUUUGCCUA